Molecule: messenger RNA, 2090 nt
Organism: Hyla sarda
Lineage: Eukaryota; Metazoa; Chordata; Amphibia; Anura; Hylidae
Product: cytochrome P450 1A1
Exons: 7
Coding region: 45-1643 (532 amino acids)
Biological process (GO): progesterone metabolic process; hormone biosynthetic process
Molecular function (GO): oxidoreductase activity, acting on paired donors, with incorporation or reduction of molecular oxygen, reduced flavin or flavoprotein as one donor, and incorporation of one atom of oxygen; heme binding; steroid 17-alpha-monooxygenase activity
Source: RefSeq, a predicted model, not a curated record
UUCAACACUUCCUGCGGCUUACACUGACAGUGGCACUCCCUCUGAUGUGGCUUGAAUUCCCAAUAACAAUCAACAUGAUUGAUUUGGUCAGCUCCUUUGGUGUGAUAUCUACCACAGAGGUUCUUAUUGCCUCUGUGGUGUUCUCAGUCAUCUUCCUGUUCAUCAAGAACACCAGAAAAAAUGUCCCAGAAGGAACAAAGCCAGUGCCAGGACCAAUGCCGUUGCCACUGAUUGGGAACUUGCUCUCACUAGGCAAGAACCCACACCUUAGCCUAACCAAGAUGAGUGAGACCUAUGGAGAUGUGCUUCAAAUCCAGAUUGGCACAAAGCCUGUUUUAGUGCUAAGUGGACUGGAAACACUCCGACAAGCCCUACUGAAGAAAGGUGAUGUGUUUAAUGCACGUCCAGACCUUUUUACAUUUCGCCUGGUUGGUGACGGACAGAGUCUGACAUUCAGUCAAGAUUCUGGUGAAGUAUGGCAUGCACGCCGUAGACUGGCACAUAAUUCUCUCAAAACCUUUGCCAUCUCUCCCUCUUUGGCAUAUUCAGGCAGGACUCUAGUGGAAGACCAUAUAUCUAAAGAAGCCGAUUAUCUACUGAGGAAAUUCCAACAGCUAAUUGAAGAGAAAGGUGAAUUUGACCCUUUUAGAUAUGUGGUUGUUUCUGUGGCUAAUGUCAUUUGUGCAAUGUGCUUUGGAAAGCGAUACAGCCACGAAGACCAAGAAUUUCUAGACAUAGUCAACUUGACGAAUGAGUUUGGAGCAGCUGCUGCAUCAGGAAAUCCAGCUGAUUUCAUCCCUAUUCUUCAAUAUUUACCAAGUCGCACCAUGAAGAACUUUAUUGAAAUCAAUAAGAAGUUUACAGGGUUCACACAGAAAAAUGUUAAGGAACACUACAGAACCUUGGAUAAUAACUCAAUUCGGGAUAUUACUGACUCCCUUAUUCAGCAUUCUCAAGAAAGGAAAUUAGAUGAAAAUUCGAAUGUCCAGUUAACAGAACAGAAAAUUGUGAAUAUUGUAAAUGACCUUUUUGGAGCUGGGUUUGAUACCAUUACAACUGCUUUGUCAUGGUGUCUCAUUUACCUUGUGGCCAACCCAGAAAUACAAGAAAAAAUCCAGAAAGAGCUUGAUCAGGUCAUUGGUAGAGAAAGAAGGCCAAAGUUUUCAGACAGAGCUCAGCUGCCUUACACAGAAGCUUUCAUCUUAGAGAUGUUCCGCCAUUCAUCUUUCCUUCCCUUCACAAUUCCCCACUGCACCACCUCUGAUACCGUACUCAAUGGUUACUUCAUCCCUAAGGGCUUAUGUGUGCUGAUCAACCAGUGGCAAGUGAAUCAUGACCCGACCCUGUGGAAGGACCCAUUCAGUUUCUGCCCAGAACGUUUUCUGAAUGAGGAUGGCUCAUCAAUAAACAAAAUAGAGACUGAAAAAGUAUUGAUUUUUGGUCUGGGUAAAAGAAGAUGUGUUGGUGAAGCCAUUGGAAGAAUGGAGGUGUUCCUAUUCCUCACUAUUUUGCUUCAGCAGAUGCAGUUCUCCAAACAAGAGGGACAGAAACUAGACAUGUCCCCAACCUAUGGACUGACAAUGAAACAUAAGCGGUAUCUUCUGACUGCCAAACUACGUUUUCCUAUGAUGGCUACCGAUUAGAAAUUCUAUGACUGUCUGCCUAAAUGGGCUCAGAAGUGUAUUUACAUGGGUAUCUUGAAGCAAGGACAAGACUUAAAGGGUAACUCGGGUGGAAAACUAUAUGUAUUAUAUUUUUUUUCAAAUCAACUGGUGCCAAAAAGUUAAACAAAGUAACAUAGUUCAUAAGGUUGAAAAAAGACCAGAGUCCAUCAAGUUCAACCUAAAACCCUAAUGAGUGCCUACUGAGUUGAUCCAGAGGAAGGCAAAAAACCCUCAUACUAGAGGUAAAAAUUCCUUCCCCACUCCAAAUAUGGCUUCAGAAUAAAUCCCUGGAUCAACGUUCUAUCCCUAUAGACCUAGAAUCCAUAACCUGUAAUGUUGUUCUCAAACAGAUUUGUAAAUAUCUUCUAUUAAAAAUCUUAAUCCUUCCAGUACUUACCUGCUGCUGUAUGCUACAGAGGAAGUUGA